CUUCUCUGUUCAAACAGUAAGAGCGUCAGAAAGGGAAUGGGACAGACAAGAGACAGAGGUAGACAGAGGUGUGACUGAGUGGAAGACAGAGUCAGGGAAGCUAAUAGCGAGCUGGUCCUCCAAUUUAUGUCUAGAAACCCAGAAAAGGCAAACUAGCGGUAGAUUUUCGUGCGUAAAAAAGAGAGUAGGCUGCCCUCUAUAUUCUUAAGUUUUACAACACUUCUCUUCCAGGCUGAACAGUUAUUCGGAGGUAGUGUCCUCUGUGGAGUUUUCUUUGUCUCCACAAGUGACACUAAAGAGCACGGAUUACAAUGAUAAGGAUUUUAGAGGUUUGGGUCACCUCGGUGGCCAUUUCUCUGCUGGUUAAGGGGGCUCUUGGAGGUUAUGGGAUGAGUAUGUUUGCUGCCCAGUCGUCCCCUCCAGACCCAUGCUAUGAUGAGAACGGCAACCCCCGGAGGUGCAUCCCCGAUUUCGUAAACUCUGCUUUCGGGAAGGACGUGCGCGUCUCCAGCACCUGUGGAACCCCAGCCUCAAGGUACUGCGUCGUGACCGAGAAGGGUGAGGAGAGGACUAGGGAUUGCCACACCUGCGAUCCAGGGGACCCAAAGAAAACUCAUCCACCUGCGUAUUUAACUGAUUUGAACAACCCUCAUAACCUCACCUGCUGGCAGUCAGAAAACUAUGUCCAGUAUCCUCAGAACGUCACGUUCACUUUGUCAUUGGGUAAAAAAUUUGAGGUCACCUAUGUGAGCUUGCAGUUCUGUUCACCCCGACCCGAAUCUAUGGCUAUCUUUAAGUCCAUGGACUAUGGCAAAUCCUGGGUUCCUUUCCAAUUCUACUCUACCCAGUGUAAGAAGAUGUAUAACAAGCAGAAUAAGGCGGCAAUUACCAAGCAGAACGAACAAGAGGCGAUUUGCACAGAUUCUCACACGGACAUGCACCCGCUGACAGGUGGGCUCAUUGCGUUCAGCACCUUGGAUGGCAGACCCUCGGCGCACGACUUCGACAACUCUCCUGUGCUGCAGGACUGGGUGACAGCCACCGACAUCAAGGUUACGUUCAGCCGACUGCACACGUUUGGGGAUGAGAACGAGGACGACUCGGAGCUGGCUAGAGAUUCCUACUUUUACGCGGUAUCAGACCUGCAGGUUGGCGGGCGGUGCAAGUGCAACGGCCACGCUUCAAAGUGCGUUAAAGAAAGGGAAGGAAACCUGGUAUGCGAGUGCAAGCACAACACCGCGGGGCCGGAGUGUGACAGGUGCAAACCUUUCCAUUAUGACCGUCCUUGGCAGCGCGCAACCGCAAGAGAGGCAAACGAAUGUGUUGCCUGCCACUGUAACCUGCACGCCCGGCGCUGUCGUUUCAACAUGGAGCUGUAUAAGCUGUCUGGGCGGAGGAGCGGCGGAGUCUGUCUCAACUGCCGCCACAACACGGCCGGACGCCACUGCCACUACUGCAAGGAGGGCUUCUUCCGGGACAUGUCCAAGGCCAUCUCCCACAGGAGGGCCUGCAAAGCGUGUGAUUGUCAUCCAGUUGGCGCAGCCGGCAAGACCUGCAACCAAACCACCGGCCAGUGUCCCUGCAAGGACGGCGUGACCGGCAUCACCUGCAACCGCUGUGCCAAGGGCUACCAGCAGAGCCGCUCUCCUAUCGCCCCAUGCAUAAAGAUUCCAGUUGCAUCGCCGACCUCCACCUAUACCAGCUCUGAAGAGCCCUUAGACUGUGAUUCUCACUGCAAGGCAUCCAAGGGCAAGCUGAAGAUCAACAUGAAGAAGUACUGCAAGAAAGACUAUGCUGUCCAAGUGCACGUCCUCAAAGGAGACAAGGCAGGGGAGUGGUGGAAGUUUACCGUGAACAUCAUCUCCGUCUACAAGCAAGGUGAACAACGCAUCCGACGCGGCGACCAGCUCCUGUGGGUGCGUGCCAAGGACGUGGCCUGCAAGUGCCCCAAGAUCAAGCUUGGCAGGAAGUACCUGCUGCUGGGCACGGAUGACGACUCCCCCGGGCAGACUGGCGUGGUGGCGGACAAGGGCAGCCUGCUCAUCCCCUGGAAGGACCUGUGGGGCCGGAGACUGAGGAAGUUCCAACAGCGCGACAAGAGGGGCAAGUGUUAAGAGGAGCCAGAGAGGAGAGAAAGAGAGGGGGCUCACCUCGAGUCUGAGGAACACAGGAGGAGGAGAAAGAAAGAGGAAACACCAGAGGGAGAGAGGAAAGAAGGAGAGGUGAAGUGAACAGAGAGAGAGAGAGAGAGAGAGAGGAAGUGACUGAGUGCUGCUGCUUUGAGUGGAAGAAAAAAGAGAAUAUUAGUUUUAGAAACGUUCGUGUGAAGGAGCUAUUUUUAAAAUUGCUGUUCUGUUUGUCCUUCAAGGUUUGUUUCAUUGUGGAAUUGCAGAGUUUGCACCUAAUAUUUCAGAUAAGUUACUUAUUUUUUGUUUUAUUCAUGAUACCGUUAUUUUUAUAUUUCCAGUUCAUGUCUACAGAACAUCAGAAAAAAAUCUACUGUAUCACAUUUCUGUGUUUAAAAAAAAAAUAUAUAUAUACAUAUAUAUACACACAUAUAUAUAUAUAUACAUAUAUAUACACAUAUAUAUAUAUAUAUAUAUAUACACACAUAUAUAUAUAUAUAUAUAUAUAUUGUUUAAAGUUUUUUCUAGCAAGCUGAGGUGGCACGGCAUGGCUUAAGGGGAAUCUCUCAUGUUUAAUGAGAGGCUCCUGCUUGCCAGGCCUUGUCAAGAUAAACUGUGUAAACUGCAAAGAGUGUUAACACGUUAAAUUGAUCAUUUAAACUAGGUUUUACUGUGGUUUCGGAAUAUACUUGUAAAAAUGGGAGAAAAAAAAAACAGAAACAAAAACAAGCCAGCUAUUGCCAGUUACCUUUCUUCUUUAAGAGCUCCUCAUGUGGUUGUUACCUCAUUAUUACUGCUAACUAUGUAAUCAAAAUGAAAGUACCAUGAAGAAGUUGCUCCUCAGAUACUAGCAUUGGGAAAGAGUCUGUUAAAUGAUACAUUUCCUUGCCAUCCUGACAGUGUGGUUGUGACCUCAGCAAAAUAAAAGUACCAGUAGGCAUGAUAUAAUUAUACAAUAUUUUUGUAUUUAGACAGCACUCCGUUCUCAACUAGAAGAACUAAAAUAGAUGAGUUGACCGUGCACUUAAUGUUUAGUAAUUUAGUAUUCAACAGUAUUCAGAACAUAUAAGAUAUGUUCAGUGUUUAAUGGCACCUUGCAGGAUACAAACUAACAUACUGUAUGGUUUUAGAAACAUCAUUAAAGAACUAAUGUAUGUCCAUUCAUGAUUGUUCAACCUGAGAUCACACAUUUCACUGUUUAUGUGCUGCCUUUGGCCUUUGGUCCUGGAACCUAAUGUCCACUGACUCUGUGUCAUUGAUUGAUGCAUUUGGUUUGCUAUCCUGCUCACGUUUGUUAAAAUACAAAGUACUGCUUGAACAUCCCACUGAGCAUUGACCUGUUUCUGCUGGUAAAGGACUGAUCAUGGGGGGGGGGGGGGGGGGGGGGGCAUUCUGAUGUCUUCAACAGUGAAUCACCUCAUGUAGUUUGAUAAGACCUAUCAAAAUGAACCUAUGUUUUGUUAAAAUAAUAGAUGCAUGCUGACUACUUAGCUAAGCUUAGCUAAGCUAACCAAAUUGUGGAUGACAGUAUGUACAGUAUGUAUAUGCUGUAUAAAGAUACAGGCAUUAUGUUGUAAAAGAAAACCUGUGGGGUGAUGAAAUAUCACAGGAGUCAAGCUGUGUGAUCAACACACUGUGUCAGCAUCUGAUUCUCACUUCAAACCUUGCAGACAUUCCAUUUUCAAGACGUUACUUGGUACUCAAAAGGGGUGACCGGCUGUUUAAAUGUUAUAUAGCUGUAUAGUUUGUUACUAUUUUUGUUACACAUUUACUAGAUGUAUGUCCAUGUGUUAUUAACCAGAGUUUUAAAUACCAUAGGCUUAAUAAAUGGGUAGACAAAUGAAUGAGAAAGAGGCAGAUUUCUCUUGUUUACAAGUUAUGCAUACCCAGGAGUGUAUUUCAGCAGAGAGAGGCUUAUCUACAACCUGUAAUAAACAGUCCCAAACAUAUUUGGGAAAUGCAUAAACACACAUAAAUGCAAGCAGAUGCACACCUGCUCACACACAUACACACACACAUACACACACACUUAAAAAAAAACAGAUUUGGAUGGAAAUUUUUAUUGCAAUCCAUUUCAAAUGUUCUUGUGCCAGUGCAUCCAUCUCUGGUUCUUCACAUAUCAAAGCUGUCAGUGUGUAAAGUUAGACCAGUUUUCCACACAUUUGGAGAAUGGUACUCAGUCAUGACCAGAUAUCUGCUACAAAAAAUGUAUCUGAAUGUUGCUUGUGUUCAUACUUGGGCUUGUAAAUGUUGUUUAGCUUUGUCCAUUGCAAAAGUCUGUGUAAUGUCCUGUAAUGCAUACUAAUAUAUUAUGUUGAUCACAAAUGAAUAUAUUUAAUGACACAUGAAACCAUGUGGCUUUUGUUUUUGCCUGUUUUUAUUUUUGGUCACUCUUUGCUUUGGAUAAUAGACGGCUGUAAUGAAAAAGUAAAAGACUGUAGCUAUUGAACAGCCUAGUAAAUCUGAAAUAAAGCUCUGUAAAAGUA
Oncorhynchus mykiss (rainbow trout) is the source of this 4612-nucleotide messenger RNA. Its product is annotated as netrin-1. Gene Ontology annotation, cellular component: basement membrane. The record is from RefSeq and is a predicted model, not a curated record. Gene Ontology annotation, molecular function: protein binding. Gene Ontology annotation, biological process: motor neuron axon guidance; dendrite development; tissue development. NCBI's taxonomy places the organism in Eukaryota, Metazoa, Chordata, Actinopteri, Salmoniformes, Salmonidae.